AUGAAGCUGGGGACUCGCCGAGCCGGCCAGCCUGGCCCCCUGGAUGGUGGCCACAGGCAGCCAGGCCCCCCCCGGUCCCCUCAGCAGGUCAGUGGGGAGAACGGCGCCGUGCCGGGGGAGCGUGGCAAGCAGGACAAAAACGUCAAGCGUGGCAACUGGGGCAACCAGAUCGAGUUUGUGCUGACCAGCGUGGGCUACGCCGUGGGGCUGGGCAACGUCUGGCGUUUCCCGUACCUCUGCUACCGCAAUGGGGGAGGUGCCUUUAUGUUCCCCUACUUCAUCAUGCUGGUGUUUUGCGGCAUCCCACUCUUCUUCAUGGAGCUCUCCUUUGGGCAGUUCGCCAGCCAGGGCUGCCUUGGCGUCUGGAGGGUCAGCCCCAUGUUCAAAGGCGUGGGCUACGGGAUGAUGGUGGUGUCCACGUACAUCGGGAUCUACUACAACGUGGUGAUCUGUAUUGCCUUCUACUACUUCUUUGUGUCCAUGACGCGCGUGCUGCCCUGGACGUACUGCAGCAACGCCUGGAACACACCCGACUGCGCGGGGGUGCUGGACGGGAACCUCUCCAGCCGUGCCGCGCUCACCCUCACCCGCCUCCUCAAUGCCACCCAGAAGCGCACCAGCCCCAGCGAGGAGUACUGGAGGAGGUACGUGCUGGACCUGUCGGACGACAUCGGGAACCUAGGCGAGGUGCGGCUGCCCCUCCUGGGCUGCCUCGGCGUCUCCUGGGUCGUCGUCUUCCUCUGCCUCAUCAAGGGCGUCAAGUCCUCGGGGAAGGUGGUGUACUUCACGGCCACCUUCCCCUACGUGGUGCUCACCAUCCUCUUUGUGCGCGGCAUCACGCUGGAGGGAGCCCUCACCGGCAUCAUGUACUACCUGACGCCCCAGUGGGACAAGAUCCUCGACGCCAAGGUGUGGGGUGACGCAGCGUCGCAGAUCUUCUACUCGCUGGGCUGUGCCUGGGGCGGGCUCAUCACCAUGGCCUCUUACAACAAGUUCCACAACAACUGCUACCGGGACAGCAUCAUCAUCAGCAUCACCAACUGCGCCACCAGCGUCUACGCUGGCUUUGUCAUCUUCUCCAUCCUGGGCUUCAUGGCCAACCACCUCGGUGUGGAUGUCUCCAAGGUGGCCGACCAUGGCCCAGGCCUGGCCUUCGUCGCCUACCCUGAGGCCCUCACGCUGCUCCCCAUCUCGCCGCUCUGGUCCAUCCUCUUCUUCUUCAUGCUCAUCCUCCUGGGGCUGGGCACACAGUUCUGCUUGCUGGAGACGCUGGUCACGGCCAUCGUGGACGAGGUGGGCAAUGAGUGGAUCAUCCGCAGGAAGACCUUCGUGACACUGGGGGUUGCUGUGGCGGGCUUCCUGCUGGGCGUCCCGCUCACCACGCAGGCGGGCAUCUACUGGCUCCUGCUUAUGGAUAACUACGCCGCCAGCUUCUCCCUGGUCGUCAUCUCCUGCAUCAUGUGUGUGGCCAUCAUGUACAUCUACGGGCACCGCAACUACUUCAAGGACAUUGAGAUGAUGCUGGGCUUCCCGCCCCCGCUCUUCUUCCAGAUCUGCUGGCGCUUCAUCUCGCCCGCCAUCAUCUUUUUCAUCCUGGUCUUCACAGUGAUCCAGUACCGGCCCAUCUCCUACAACGAGUACAUCUACCCCACAUGGGCCAUCAGCAUCGGCUUCCUCAUGGCGCUCUCCUCCGUCAUCUGCAUACCCAUCUAUGCCAUCUACAAAGUGUGCCGCUCUGAGGGGGACACGCUGCUGGAGCGCUUGAAAAAUGCUACCAAGGCAAGCAAGGACUGGGGACCGGCGCUGGCAGAGCACCGCAGCGGGCGCUAUGCCCCGGCGCUCAGCCCUUCCACCGAGUCCCAUCUGGAGGUGCAGCCCCUGCAGCUGGAGAAGGGCCAGAGCGAGGCAGCGGCUGCCUCCCCCGUGCAGGGCAGCAAUGGCUCAGCCCACAGCCAGGACUCCAGACUGUGACCCCCCGCCACCCCUGCACCCCCUCUAACCCCUACCGCGCGGUGACACUUUCGCACCUUCCGCUGGCGGAGCCUGGCUCCGGGCCACAC
Molecule: messenger RNA, 2060 nt
Organism: Gavia stellata (red-throated loon)
Lineage: Eukaryota; Metazoa; Chordata; Aves; Gaviiformes; Gaviidae
Gene: SLC6A9
Product: solute carrier family 6 member 9
Exons: 13
Coding region: 1-1971 (656 amino acids)
Biological process (GO): glycine import across plasma membrane; sodium ion transmembrane transport; neurotransmitter transport
Cellular component (GO): plasma membrane
Molecular function (GO): glycine:sodium symporter activity
Source: RefSeq, a predicted model, not a curated record